Molecule: messenger RNA, 573 nt
Organism: Meloidogyne enterolobii
Lineage: Eukaryota; Metazoa; Nematoda; Chromadorea; Rhabditida; Meloidogynidae
Source: the annotation of a GenBank genome assembly
AUGGGUGGAGAAAAAUUAAUUUACGGAGGAUUCAUCUACACAAAAUGUAAAGAUGGAAAAGAUAAACGUUACUGGAGAUGCGAGAAUUGGAAAAGUGAUAAAUGUCAUGGAACUGCUACAACUGAUAACAACAACUCUGUUACUGUUGGCCAGGAACAUAAUCAUGGACCAUCACCGACUCGAGUUGAGUUAGCUAGAAUUAAAAACAACAUUAAUAAAGCUGCUAUUAACUCUACACUUUCACCAAGGGCAGUUGUAAAUUCGCAAUUAGCUGGAAUCAGCGAUAAAGCUAAGGCUAGUCUUCCAAAAUUGAAAAACCUUGAAAAAACUGUUGGAAGAAAACGUUACGCGAGUGGUGAACCUAAUCCAUAUAACCUUGCAAGGGCUCUACUAGAUGAACAGGUCCGAGUUGAUGCUAUUUCAGUAAAAAUUUUGUCGGGAGAAGAAAUUCCUUUAUUCAGCAAACAGCAAUACCAACGUGCUAAUGAACGACUUCUAAACGUUUUGAGGGGGCAAGCGAUGAUAAAUCCCAUUGAAUAUUUAACGGCAUGCUCUCAUUAUAUUCAAUUUUAA